UUUAAUGUUUUCAUUUCGUUUUUCAGUUUUGCCUCACAGUGGCCAAUUUAAAAGUCAAAAAAUUGAAUUGAACCGCUAUUUUAUAGAGCCUAUGGGCUCAUCUCUCGCUUUCGUUGCCUUUGAGAUAUAUUUGGGGCCCAUUGUCAAGGAUAAAUAGUGUUAUUCUUCUCUUGUUGCAGUUCCGUCGUCGCCGUCUCUGUCGAUGUGAAAUGUCGGGGUCGAAAAUGAGUGACGCAGGACUCAUUUUGAAUGAUUGAUUCCAAUGUAUUUACUAUGCCAGCCGAUCUGAAUCGACUCACCGAAGGAUGGUUAGAACUAGAAAGCGACCCCGGAUUGUUCACCCUGCUUCUGGAAGACUUUGGAGUGAGAGGAGUUCAGGUGGAAGAAGUGUAUGACCUCCAGAAAACCAUUGAAGGGCCAGUAUUUGGAUUCAUCUUCCUGUUCAAAUGGAUCGAGGAGCGCCGAUCUCGCAGGAAAGUCGCUUCGGAAGAGACGUUCGUGGAAGAUGAAGAAACGAUUAAUUCAAUAUUUUUCGCACAGCAGAUGGUGCCCAACUCAUGUGCCACUCAUGCCCUGUUGAGUGUCCUACUCAACUGCCCCCAGAUAUUCCUGGGCCCCACUUUGGCCAGGCUCAAGGAACACACCACCAACAUGAACCCAGAGAAUAAGGGCUAUGCCAUCGGCAACACCCCAGAACUGGCCAGAGCUCACAACAGUCAUGCUAAGCCCGAGCCGCGGCUACUUCCAGAGAAGUCCCAUGGUGGUACAUCUGUGGGACGUACUGUUGAGGCAUUCCAUUUCGUGAGCUACGUGCCUAUUGGUGGGAGGCUCUUUGAACUGGAUGGACUCAAACCCUACCCCAUCGACCAUGGCCCCUGUGGGGAGGACGACUGGACGGACAAGUUCCGAAGGGUGAUGGGGGAGAGGCUGGGGCCAGAGAGAGGGGGAGAAGUGCGCUUCAGCCUGAUGGCAGUGGUUCCGGACAGAAGGACUGCCUACGAACAGAAACUGCGCACCCUCAAGACCAACAGGCAGAUUGUCUUGGAAGCCUUGCAGCAGCUAGUGAAGCUGACUCACCCGGAGCUGACUUCGGAUGACCACGCCGCCGUAGUCGCUGCCAUGCACGCCGACCCACCCCCGCCCAACGCGGCAGAAGACGACAACACUCAGCCCUACAGCCUGGAGAGCAAGGUGAAGGCCUCCCUCCCGGCCGCCCUGGACAGCCACAACUACGCCAAGAGCCCCCUCAUGGAGGGGCUGGAGGCGGGGGGCCCGCCCCCCUACGAGGACCCCAGCGCCUCAGAGUCCUCGGACGACGAGCGCCGGGCGCCCCUCUCCAUCGACACCUCCUCCCCGGGGCUGCUGGCCCCCCUCUCCAUCCAGACGGCCUCGCCCAGCGCCGGCUCCAGCACCGACACCUCCUCCGAGAUAGGCUCCGCCUUCAACUCCCCGGGCCAGGGGGGGGCCCUCUUCGACGACGUGCGGGACAUCGACAAGUUCGUGGUCAUCCGGGUGGUGGGGGAGCCCCCGCCGCCCCGGGAGGAGAGGGAGGACGCCGAGGCGGAGGCCGCCAAGGGGAAGCACCCCAAGCUGAUGGAGCCGCACCGCUUCGCACCCAAGGACUUGCUGUCUCUGCUGAAGACUGUGGAGACUGAAAUAGCGAUGUGUGAGAGCAACCUGCACGAUGAGAUAGAGAAGAGGAAGAGGUAUAAGGUGGACGACUGCCGUCGCACCCACAACUACGACCAGUUCAUCUGCACCUUCCUGUCCAUGCUGGCCGAGCAGGGGAAGCUGGCGGACCUGGUGGAGCAGCAGCUGGUGGUGAGGAGGGGCGGGGCCGGGGGACGGCCCAGCAGGAAGGCCCCGCCCCCGGACAGGAGGCGGAGGUCCCGCCCACGCAGGAGGAAGUGAGCUGGCCCCGCCCCCUCCACGUUGUAUCAUAUUGCUUGUUAAAUAAAUCGCACC
Messenger RNA from Uloborus diversus, 1965 nucleotides. RefSeq names its product ubiquitin carboxyl-terminal hydrolase BAP1-like (gene calypso). Lineage: Eukaryota; Metazoa; Arthropoda; Arachnida; Araneae; Uloboridae. Gene Ontology annotation, molecular function: cysteine-type deubiquitinase activity. Gene Ontology annotation, cellular component: cytoplasm. Bases 250 to 1911 code for a protein of 553 amino acids. The record is from RefSeq and is a predicted model, not a curated record. The transcript is spliced from 11 exons. Gene Ontology annotation, biological process: protein deubiquitination; ubiquitin-dependent protein catabolic process.